GCGACGUUCUGGUCUGAAGAAGGAUCCCGACCCGAAACAUCACCAGUCCAUGUCCUCUAAAGAUGCUGAUUGACCCGCUGAGUUACCCUAGCACUUUAUCCUUUUUGUUUGCAAAACCUAAUCUCUGCUUUUCUCGGGACCCUAACAAUUGCAGUCUCUUAUUUCCCCAUUAACUCCUCAAGCAGAAUAAAUGAAGUGUAAUGGUAGAUGGUGGAGGGGUGAUUAAAACUAGGAGACCGGGAGUGGGGAGGGAUGAGCACAAGGAAGAAGGGGAUAAUUAGUUGCACAACGUUCCCAGUCGAUAAUUUGUUUCUUGUUUAUAUAAAGCUGACGCAACUCCGCCUCCUCCCUGUCACCAACCCUCAGCGGCGAACCAUUAAUCUCCUGGAGCAGAAUAAAUGGAUUGCGACAGGGCGAGGGGGGAGCGAUGAGCAAUUUGCAACGUUAUUUACUGCUGCUGCUGCUGCUGCAAACCAAAGGUCGCUGGCUCGCCUGGUCUGUGCUUUUAAGGUGGUUUUUCUAUUGCCCACACCUUGGUCAAUUCAAAGAUCUUUGGUCAAUACAAGGGGGACGGUGACGCGAGGAGCAAAAACAAAACACAAACUAGAUGUUUUGGGGUGAGAUGCAGCAGAUGUGAGUGGGUUGCAUUGGUACAGAGCUCUGCUGCUGUCCGCACGCUACCUUAAGACCCUGGGGGCGGACUUUGAUCCCCGGGACCGCUCUCCCUCUCUCUCUACGCCAGCUCCAGUCAUGGGCGACCGCUAUCACAAGGCGGCCCGGGACGGCUACUUGGGCCCGCUGAAGGAAGCCACCAGAAAGGACCUCAAUGGCCCGGACGAGGACGGGAUGACUCCCACGCUGUGGGCGGCUUUCCACGGCCACUUGGAGGCUCUACAGCUGAUUUGCAGCCGGGGAGGAGACCCGGACAUGUGUGAUGUCUGGGGCAACACGUGCCUGCAUCACGCCGCCAUUAACGGCCACCUCCACAUCCUCUCGUUCCUGGUCAACUUUGGCGCCAACGUGUGGGCUCUGGACGUGGCGAGUCGCUCGGCGCUGGAGGCGGCGGCGGGGAAGGGCCGCAUGGAGUGUGUGCGGCUGUUGGACGGGGCAGUGCUGCGGCAGACGGCCGACAACCCGCGGCUGGCGACACGGAAGAGGGAGAGGGCGAGGAAGGAGUGCACCAGGCGGGCUCGGGAUUGCGAGCGGCUCCAGAGGAAGCAGCAGGAGCGGAUGAACAAGCGGCUGGGCCGGGACGAGGGUGCGGGGGUCAGCGCCGGGGCAGCCGAGGGAGACGGAGCCGAACCCAGUCUCCCCGGGUCGGGCAGCCUCACCCUCGCCUCCUUGCUGAAGGGAUCGCUGCACAAGAAGCUCGGCAAGAGGGGGACCGGAGGGAAGAUUCCGGGUGCGCGGCCCGGCAGCGAUGUCAUCUUCGCGGGGCAGGCGGUCGCCGUCUCUCCCGACUCCGGGCCCAUCCAGGGCGAAGAUCCCGACGACCGGGAAUCGCUCUUCAAACGUCCCGGAUUGGGAAACAUGCUCUUCAGGCGCAACUUCGGCCCGGGCUUGAGCGAAGAGCUGGAUGACAUUGGAUCCCAGACCCAGCCGGCUCUCCUGGAGCUUGGAGACAGCGAGGAGGACCAGGAGGUCCUCGGCGAGGAAGAGUUGGACGAGCUGCCCUGGAAAGAGCAGGAGCUGGGACUGGACGAUGAAGAUGUGGAGACCACCCCUCUCGAGGUCUUCCUGGCCGCCCACAACAUGAGCGAGUUCCUGCCCUCUCUGGUCCAGGAACACAUCGACCUCGAUUCCCUCAUGCUCUGCUCCGACGUGGAUCUCCGGACCAUCCACCUCCCUCUGGGGCCCCGGAAAAAAAUACUCUCAGCAGUUGAGAAGAGAAAAUUAAUUCUGGAAACUAGCUGCGAGCUGGUGGACACCAUGUUGUAAGUCUCGGAUGUGGAAGCAGAUAGCUAGUAGAGCUGCUGCCUCACGGCGCCAGAGACCCCGGUUUGGGGACUGUCUGUGCGGAGUUUGCGUGUUCUCUCUGUGAUCGCAUGGGUUUCCUGUGGGUGCUCGAGUUUCCUCACAUAUCACAAGUUGUACAGGUCCAUACGUUAAUUGACCUCUGAAGAUGCCACAAAGUCACCUAUUCCUUUUCUACACAGAUGCUACCUGACCCACUGAGUUACUCCAGAUCUUUGUGUCUUUUUUUUGUACACCAGCAGCUACAGUUUCACUGUGUUUCCACCUAUCACUUGCCACCUCCUGCCCCACCCCUUCCCCUCACAUCUCUACCAUAUUUCUCCGCGCUACUCCAUCGCUCCAAAGAAGGGUUCCGACCUGAAACGUCGCUUGUCAAUUUGUCUCUACAGAUGCUGCCCGACCCUCUUGAGUCGAUCCAGCAAGUUGUCGCUCCGCGUUCCGGCAUUUACUGCCUCGUGUGUCCAGUCUAUAUAAUACGUGUGAUGUCAUGUGACUGUUUCCAGAUCCCAAUUUGCAUCUCACUCUGACCCAGCCUCAGGGACAGAGAGGGGAGGAACCGUCCAUUCCCUCCACAGAUGCUCAGUGGCCCGCUGGGGUUAUCAGUUGUUUGUUUUUUUACACAUAGGCUGGACUGGAGACUUUUGGUUAUAGGGAGGUUUCACGGCAGUCGGGUCACGACCCAUGACCCGUACUGUUGCUACGCUACUCCAAAUGGAUUACACGCGAUGUACUGCAGGUAGGCACUUACCAUUGUUUCCAGCGUAGC
Messenger RNA from Amblyraja radiata (thorny skate), 2740 nucleotides. Its product is annotated as Usher syndrome type-1G protein homolog. Lineage: Eukaryota; Metazoa; Chordata; Chondrichthyes; Rajiformes; Rajidae. Gene Ontology annotation, molecular function: protein binding. The transcript has 2 exons. The record is from RefSeq and is a predicted model, not a curated record. The coding region runs from base 751 to 1938 and encodes 395 amino acids.